Molecule: messenger RNA, 4051 nt
Organism: Cavia porcellus (domestic guinea pig)
Lineage: Eukaryota; Metazoa; Chordata; Mammalia; Rodentia; Caviidae
Gene: Golga5
Product: golgin A5
Exons: 13
Coding region: 192-2378 (728 amino acids)
Biological process (GO): Golgi organization; retrograde transport, vesicle recycling within Golgi
Cellular component (GO): Golgi membrane; Golgi cisterna
Source: RefSeq, a predicted model, not a curated record
CUAACGGAUUUGGAGCGAGUCGCCGGCCUCGGAGGAGACUUGGCUUACCUCAUCUUUUCCCGCCCUCGGCUUUGGGGUUUGGAGCUGAGGAAGGAAAGGGAAAGUCCCUUUGGGCUUCAGCCGUUCUUUACUGCCCUGCCUUUCCCAGUCCCUUGUCUAGUGUUCACCUCUAGGAUUAUUUUGCUGCCGUCAUGUCUUGGUUGGUUGAUCUUGCUGGAAAAGCAGAAGAUCUUUUAAACCGAGUAGAUCAAGGGGCUGCAACAGCUCUCAGCCGGAAAGAGACCACCACCAGCAGAAUUGCUGACUACCCUGAACUGCAUCAGCAAAAUACAGAUUUGACUUAUCAGACUGGACCCAAAGCUACUUACAUUUCAUCAGCAGCUGACAACAUUCGAAAUCAAAAAGCCACCAUCUUGGCUGGCACUGCAAAUGUGAAAGUAGGAUCUAGGACACCCGGGGAGGCUUCCCAUCCUGUUGAAAAUGCAUCUGUUCCAAGGCCUUCAUCUCAGUUUGUUCGAAGGAAAAAAUCAGAACCUGAUGAUGAGCUGCUGUUUGAUUUUCUUAAUAGUUCACAGAAGGAGCCCACUGGGAGAGUGGAGCUCAAGAAAGAAAAGGGCAAAGCCCCUGUCUUUCCAAGCUCUCGGACAUCAAAUGUUAGUUCUGUGAACACAGAUGUCACCACCGUCAAAGCCAAUGAAGAAAAUUCUGGAAGCCAAAGCCAUGACGUUGCAAGUAAUUCAGAUCAUGAAUCUGAAGGCCAAGAGGAUUCUUCAAAAAAAGAUGCAUCCUCUAAUGCUGCUAUUCACACUGAUCACAACCCGGCAUCUGGUGAGAAUGGCAACUCUCAUGAACUGUCCAACCUCCGACUGGAGAAUCAGCUGCUGAGGAAUGAAGUUCAGUCUUUAAAUCAGGAAAUGGCCUCUAUACUUCAAAGAUCCAAAGAAAGUCAAGAAGAAUUAAACAAAGCAAGAGCAAGAGUUGAAAAAUGGAAUGCUGACCAUUCAAAGAGUGAUCGAGUAACUCGAGAACUCCGAGCCCAAGUCGAUGACCUGACAGAAGCAGUGGCUGCAAAGGACUCUCAGCUGGCCGUCCUGAAAGUCAGACUCCAGGAAGCUGACCAGCUGCUCAGUACUCGCACGGAAGCACUGGAAGCCCUGCAGAGUGAGAAGUCACGAAUAAUGCAGGAUCACAAUGAAGGAAGUAGCCUACAGAAUCAAGCUCUGCAAACUCUUCAAGAGAGACUGCACGAAGCAGAUGCCACUCUGAAGAGAGAGCAAGAAAGCUACAAACAGAUGCAGAAUGAGUUUGCUACACGCCUUAAUAAAAUGGAAAUGGAACGGCAAAACUUGGCAGAAGCAGUUACUCUGGCAGAAAGAAAAUACUCCGACGAGAAGAAAAGAACUGAUGAACUGCAGCAGCAAGUCAAGCUACACAAGUUGAACUGGGAGUCUUCUAAGCAGGAAUUAAUUGACUACAAGCAGAAGGCCACUAGAAUCCUCCAGUCUAAAGAAAAAUUGAUUAACAGCUUAAAGGAAGGCUCUGGUUUUGAAGGCUUGGAUAGUAGUGCUACUACUAGUAUGGAGCUAGAAGAACUUCGCCAUGAGAAGGAGAUGCAGAGGGAAGAAAUCCAGAAGCUGAUGGGCCAGAUACAUCAGCUCAGGUCUGAGCUACAGGACAUGGAGGCUCAGCAGGUUAGUGAAGCAGAAUCAGCAAGAGAACAGUUACAAGACCUGCAAGACCAAAUAGCCAGGCAGAAGGUAUCAAAACAAGAGCUAGAGACAGAACUGGACCGACUGAAGCAGGAAUUCCACUACAUAGAAGAUGAUCUAUAUCGAACAAAGAACACACUGCAAAGCAGAAUUAAAGAUCGAGAGGAAGAAAUUCAGAAACUCAGAAAUCAGCUCACCAACAAAGCACUAAGUAACAGCAGUCAGUCGGAGCUGGAAAGCCGGCUGCAUCAGCUGACCGAGACCCUCAUCCAGAAGCAGACCAUGCUGGAGAGCCUGAGUACGGAGAAGAACUCGCUGGUCUUCCAGCUAGAGCGCCUCGAGCAGCAGAUGAACUCUGCCUCUGCGGGCGCCAUCAACGGGCCCUCCAUUAAUAUGUCUGCGGUUGACAGUGGCGAAGGCACGCGUCUACGAAAUGUUCCUGUUCUUUUUAAUGACUCAGAAACUAACCUGGCAGGAAUGUAUGGAAAAGUUCGCAAAGCUGCCAGUUCCAUUGACCAGUUUAGUAUUCGUCUGGGAAUUUUUCUCCGAAGAUAUCCCAUAGCACGAGUGUUUGUAAUUAUAUAUAUGGCUUUGCUUCACCUCUGGGUCAUGAUCGUUCUGUUGACGUAUUCACCGGAAAUGCACCGCGACCAGCCAUACAGCAGAUGAACUGAACCCGUGGUUUCAGUGAUUGGUUAUCUUUUGGGGGCCUUGGGGUCUGUAGAAAGGCCAUUUUCUUAGACCUGCUAAGAAAGGUGCACAGGAUUAUUUUAUCACUACAAGCUUUUAACAUUCUAAGUUAUUGUAUAAAUUCUCUGCUAAAUCUUCCUCUUCCUUCCUUCAAAUGAUAGGAGUUUCUAAACAAACAGUAAUUUAACAAGCCCACUCUGCGUUUUCUGAGUCCAGUGGUCCUGAUACAUACAGAGAAAGAUAUGGGGGUUGUUCACAUCUGUACAGAUGUUGCUGUAUUUUAGGUUAUACUGAUUAUGGGUUAUAAUCAGGGAAACUAAUUGUAUUAGUCAUAAAAAUAAAAAGUUUGCUUUUUUGAUAGCACAGUCUGCUUUUAUAUUUUCCUGUAUUUAACUUUACGAAUGGAGAUUUACUUUUUAUAUGUUAAAAGCCAGACUGGCGUAAACCUUUUUAUAUAAUACAUGAAUAAAAUUGACUGUUUGUUUUUCCUUUUUAAAUGCUGGUUUUUCAUCCCCAUCAAACAAGAACUUUCCAGGUGGACCUGAGUGAGUGGAGCCAGGAAUAACACCGGUCCCUGAGCAGUGAUCGCGGAGGCUUGCAGCUGCUCUUGGCGGAAGCCCCGUCUCCCCUCUCCAUCCCGUGCCGCCUGCCUUUGGUUCUUGUUCACACGCCACUGUCUUCCUCCACCUCUCCUUUUCUCCAGCCCGCACCUUGGAUUCGUGGCAGCGCAUCCACCCAUAGCCUGCUUGUGGCAUUUAGCAAACAAAGCUGUUUGGGCGGCCUGUGCACUUUAGUAACACUGGUGCAAAAUACUCUAGACUUUCACUUUGAACUUUUAAGUCCAGUAUAAUGCCUGCUUGACUCUGCUUUUCAUCUUACGUCUGAAUUCUUAAGUAGUUCUGUCACUGCGUCCUGGUGGUUUCUUCAUAUGUGGUUAAUACGCAUAUGUGCAUCUGGGGCUUUGUGAGGGUCUAGUCUUUGUGGGGGAGGUUGUCUUUUUAUUUUUACUUUUUUCCAGUACUGGGGUUUGAACCCACGGUGCCCCUGCACCAAGAUACAUCCCCAGUCCAUUUAUUUGUAUACAUUUAUUUGUAUUUCAAGACAUGGUCUCUGUAAGUUCCCCAGACUAGGCUCAAACUUAGAACCCUCCUGCUUGAGCCUCCAGAGUGCUGCAAUUUCCAGCAAGCAGCACCAUGUCCAGCUUCCCGAGUGAUGUUCUGACGUAGUCACUUGGUGCCUGACUGAAGACCCGACCAGAUCCUAUUCCUAGUGAUAUCUCUGCCUGACUAGCAUGUAAACCUAUAAAUCCUCCAAAAGUUAUGGCCCACUAUGAGGUAUGUGUGUUUCUUAUUUUUCAUCACAAAAAGUUCAUGUUAGGUGUGUUUAGGCUUUUUUUUUUCAACUUACAAAUGAAAAAGACAAAAAAAUUUACAUCAUGUAAAUGUAUUUGGGGUUGACAUAGAGGCACAGUACUAAAUCUGAGAUUUGUGCCUCAGUUCUUCCUCAGUCUGAGUUGUGAAGUCUGGUCUGACCUCAAACAGAAGAAUUUCAUCUUGUUAAUGUAUUUUAAAAGUCCUCUCCCUCUUUCUAAUUUGGAAACAUUUCUGGAAAAUGAUUAAAACCAGGUUACAUAAAUAAAAUGGAAAACAGCA